This is a messenger RNA of Symbiodinium necroappetens, 1398 nucleotides long. NCBI's taxonomy places the organism in Eukaryota, Dinophyceae, Suessiales, Symbiodiniaceae. The record is from the annotation of a GenBank genome assembly.
AUGGGCAUCCUUGGCAGCCAUGGGUACACCCUGCUGGGCCGAUUGUGGCGGGUGCCAUCAACCUGGGGCCACCGGGACCGGCGACUUACCAUGAUCCUCGUAUUCGGUGGGGCCGGGCUUCUAGUUGUGAACGCUGGACAUCGAGAGCAUCGCUUCCGGCUCCGCCGCCGAACUCCUUCGGUCACCUCAACCUUUGUGCUGGACCCCCACGAAUGCAAAGUAUGCCCGCAAGUGUUGUCGCACCGCCAGCUCUUGCGAAGCCUGCAUUCUUGUCUCUCCAUUCUCGAGAUCCGCGUCAACGUCCGGAACGCCCCGAAGUUCGAAGGCGAGCUUCGGAGAGUUCUUUGCGGCCAGGAAUUCCUGGGCACUUCGCUUCGGAGCUGCGACCACGUUCCGAAGUCGGCUUCCACUGUGGUUAAAUGCGAAAUGCUCGGCACUGAAGCUUCCAGCGAACCGGUGCAUCCUGGACGGCAAGAGCAGCAACUCGGACUGGCCGAUGGCCAUGGCGUCUCCGCAAUCAUCGAAGUCAGCGGCAAGUUCCAGUCCACGGCACUCUCCAUGCAACCGAGUCGCAGCAAGCACAUCUGCCCAGUCAUGCCGUUUGUGGGCUCCUUCGUCCUUCGGAAUGCGGCCACUGCCUUCAUGAGGCAGCAGAUGGCUCGGUCCGUUGGAGAGGGAAUUUUUUCGUGUGAGUCCCAGGAUUGGUCCGUCCUUCAGGUGUGCCGAAUUGAUGCCGGCACACAGACUGCCUCGUCUGAACGGCAGUCGUCAGAUGACGGGCGACUUCGUGAUGAGAUAGCUGCGGACACCCUGGAAGAUGAAGUGCUGUGGCUUAGGAGCAGAAACUUACCAGCCUGUAUCAGCGCCCUUGCAAUACAGGAUGAGGCCACCGCAAAUCAAUCACAGUCGCAUUGCUUGCGAAAGCUCGAAGUGCGUGUGGCUUCGUGCUGGCGACAACCCAGCGGCCACAGGUCAAGCCUCAAAGGAAGUGAGCACAGCAGUUUGCAGUUGUCGUCGACACAAUCGCCUACCUCUACAGCUGCCAGGGAGAACAUAGGCAGUGAAGGAAGCGCCACCGAUCGUUGUCGCUUGCAGCACACGCCCACUGAUUCCUUCUCAUCUGUGUCUUCACCCCUGGACAGCAUGAGCCUCUUGAAGGACCUUGAGAUGCCAAGUCCACAGUGGGUCCAGGUUCAGGCGGAGGAUGUUGCCAAACUACCUGUGCAAGACCUUCAGAGAAGAGCAGAAGCCUUGACACAGAAGCUGCAGCACAGGGAGCAUCAAUGCAUGGUGCUGCGAGAAGCAUUGGAAGCCUGCAACAAUCGCUUUACGCGUCUGCGGCCAGAGAUGUCAGGCCGGCUGGAGGGUCUGAGACAGAGCAUAGCUGCGACUGCCUAG